Molecule: messenger RNA, 1443 nt
Organism: Mycotypha africana
Lineage: Eukaryota; Fungi; Mucoromycota; Mucoromycetes; Mucorales; Mycotyphaceae
Product: kinase-like domain-containing protein
Exons: 1
Coding region: 1-1443 (480 amino acids)
Biological process (GO): autophagy; peptidyl-serine phosphorylation; autophagosome organization
Cellular component (GO): cytoplasm; autophagosome
Molecular function (GO): protein serine/threonine kinase activity; ATP binding
Source: RefSeq, a predicted model, not a curated record
AUGACUACUACAACCACAAGAACAUCAUCUUCUUCAGCAUAUCACCAAGACGCUUAUUGGUCUCAAUUGGCUACGUCCAUGGUGGACAAGAUCAUCGGUUCUGACCAACAAUAUCAACUCUUGGAAGUGCUCGGACAUGGUGCUUACGGCUGUCUUUUCCUCGGUCAGUCUUUACAGGACCAUGCUUAUGUGGCUAUCAAAGUUUUGUCUACCUCUGGUCUUGAUGAUCAACAACGCUCGUUACAACAACUCGAAAUCGAUAUUCAGACGUCUCUCAAUAAGCAUCCUCAUAUCUUGGCUCUCUACCAUACGAUUGAAACAAAGAAAGAUGACUACCUCUAUAUGGUCAUGGAACUAUGUGAUGGAGGCGAUUUAUUUGACUUUGUCCUUCAACAACUGGAUCAUUAUCAUCCUAAUGAUGAAAGUCUUGUCAAAAAAUUGUUUCUUCAGAUAGUGAAUGGCGUUGAAUACAUGCACCAACAGGGUGUGUAUCAUCGUGACCUCAAAUUGGAAAAUAUUCUUUUGAAAUUACCCGAGCAAGACGAGGGUGUCUUUAGUUUUCACGAUGAAGAGGAAGAGGAGCAUGAAAACGACGACGACGACAACAACGAUAAAGAUAUUGUUUGUAAAGUAGCUGAUUUCGGUUUAGCCACUCGUGAGAGAUACUCUUGGGAAUACGGAUGUGGUUCUCCUUCUUACCUGGCACCUGAGCAUUUCAUCCACGCCUCUACCACGACAACAACGACAACAACAACAACAGCAGCAACAGCCACAGCAACAGCCACAGCCGCUGUCCUAAAGCCUUACGAUGCCGCUGCUUCUGAUAUUUGGUCUUUGGGUAUCUUACUUUUGGCACUUAUGUUUGGUAGAAAUCCUUGGCAAGAAGCUUCUCUUGACGAUCCUGCUUUUUCAGAGUUCAAGAAAUCCACUCACGUCUUGAAACAGCAACUCUUUCCUGAUAUUUCCAUGUCACUUUAUCAUUUCCUCACUGCCUGUUUAGCUGUCGAUCCUCAACAGAGACCUUCCAUCACCGAAUUGAAAGAAAAGUUUCAAUCCAUCGAUCAUCUCUAUGCGACUACAACAACAACAGAAGAAGAAGAAGAAGAAGAAGGUUAUGUUUCUAUUCCUCAUGCUACCAGCAAAAAGAAUACGGGUCAUUCCUUUGAUUCUGCCUUCUUUAGUGGCGGAGGUAUGUCUUGGUCUGAUAUGAUGGAUGAAGAAGAUGAAGAGGAGGAGGAGGAGGAGGAGGAUCAAGACUUUAUGGCUCCUACGACACCUCCUUCCACCACCGUAGCUACUACUACCUCAACAACGACACUCAAGACCAAGAAAGAAGCUUUGGACAGUGCCGUUGAAUUUGAAAACCCUCACCCUCCUUAUGAAGAGGAUGAAGACGAUACUAUGUUUGUUCAUCGUGGUGAACAAGAAUCUUGGUGGUUGUAA